AUGGAGAAGUCGAGUAGCGAGGAUUCUUCGAUCCACCGGAGUCCAUCUUUGGACAGCAAGGACUCGGACUUUGCCAAGCCGUCCACCUCGGGCCGCCCGUUCGGCCGCGGCUUCACGGCCGGCGCUUUCUACGGCACGGCAGGCUCCCGGGGCCCGAGCCGGGCCGAGGCCGGCGGCGUUAAGAGCGACAAGUACAAUGCACCGAAGGGCAGCAAAUACGUGGUGUUUUAUCUGGACCUGUCCUUUGUGUUCCUCCUAGAAUUUAAGAAGUGCAACAUGGCCAGGGGCUGCCUGUGCUGCCUGAAGUACUUGAUGUUCCUCUUCAAUUUGAUAUUCUGGCUCUGCGGCUGCGGGCUGCUUGGAGUGGGCAUCUGGCUCUCCGUGUCUCAAGGCAACUUCGCCACCUUCUCCCCCAGCUUCCCCUCGCUGUCGGCUGCCAACCUUGUCAUCGCCAUAGGCACCAUUGUCAUGGUGACAGGCUUCCUCGGCUGCCUGGGGGCCAUCAAGGAAAACAAGUGUCUGCUCCUCAGCUUCUUCGUCGUUCUGUUGCUCAUCCUCCUGGCAGAGCUCAUCUUGCUCAUCCUGUUCUUCGUCUACAUGGACAAGGUGAAUGAGAGCGCCAAGCAGGACCUGAAGGAAGGGCUGUUGCUAUACAACACGGACAACAACGUGGGGCUCAAGAACGCCUGGAACAUCAUCCAGGCCGAGAUGAGGUGCUGCGGAGUCACUGACUACACAGACUGGUACCCGGUGCUGGGGGAGGACACGGUUCCUGACCGCUGCUGCAUGGAGAACUCGCAGGGUUGUGGACGCAACACCACCACGCCCUUGUGGAGAACGGGCUGCUACGAGAAGGUGAAGUCGUGGUUUGAUGAGAACAGGCACGUGCUCGGCACGGUGGGGAUGUGCGUCCUCGUCACGCAGAUCCUAGGCAUGGCCUUCUCCAUGACCCUCUUUCAGCACAUCCACCGGACGGGUAAAAAGUACGACGCCUGAGUGGCCGGCAAGCGCCCAGCCCAACCUGGACACUGUGUGCACCAAGGGAGGGGACCUGAAAUUUUGCCUCCCGUCGUGACCUCCCCAUCUCCCGACUGCCACCUCGCCCCACCUGCCAUCCUGCCCUCCCCUGCCCACCACCUCAGCCUCGGAACGCUUGGAGGGCAGGGGUGUCGCGCAGAGACCUUGGGGCUUGGGUGCCCGGAUUCCUGCACCUGUGUAUUGCCAAAGACAUCGGGGCGGGCGGGGUGCCAAGAAGGAAGCCCCUGCACUGAUGGGUUUCUAUCCCUGUGCCUCACACUGACUUGUCCGCGCGUGGGGCGGAGAGACUGCCCCGGCCGAGGCCGCUGCCAUCUAGCUGCCCAGCCAGAGAGCCAGCCGGGGCACAGUCUGAUGCCGCCAGGCAAGGCCCCUGGAGCGUAUCCUGCCCAGGCUUUUUAUACUUACAGUGUACCUUUUUUUUUUAAGAAAAAAAAACUUUAUUUUACUCUGAUUAUGAUUAUUCAGGAAUAUUAUCAGAUAAGUUUAGGGAUAGGUUUCUGAUUUACAACUUUUUACUGUGUUGAUUUUCUUAACUAAGAUUUGAGUUUCCUUUUCCUGUGGGUGGGGAUGGGUGGGCGAGAGGACACCCACCUGCUUUCGCUGAGGAAGACACCACUGUAAGACCCACAUGAGGCUGUAGGGUGGGGAAGCCCAAGCCUUCCCCAGAACUCACCUUGAGAGGAUAAGGACCCGCCAGGCCUGGUGACCGUGAACAGGGGCUGAGAGGGGCAGGGCGAAUGACAGACACGGUGCCCACAUGGCAGAGCGUCCUGCUCAAGGGCCAUGGCAUUGGCCCCAGGAGCUCUGGCUUGGUUGGAGGCAAGGGGGCUUUGGUAGGCGUGUGGCCAGGGUGGUCAGGGUCUGUGCACUUGUCGCCGGGUUUGUGAUGUCUCCUUGCCCCCUGUGUCCUCUCCUGGUGUGGUGGCUUCCCACCUGCCUUCGUAGUCCUGGUGGCUCCCAACACAUUCCCGCUGCAGACGGAGGCUUCCAGUUCACACCCAGAUCACCCUUCCCUCUGCUCCGGCAGGAGAAGCAGCCGUGUUCAGUUUGGUCCCCCAGGGAUCCCGUGCCCAUCCCAAAGGGAAGGCGGAGCUGGCACACGGUUAAGGGCCACAUCCGCUGUGGCCGUGACACGGAGGAUCUGAGAGGUCAGGCCACCUUCCGAGGCAGUGCAGGGACAGAGCUGCAUUGAGGGCGUUCAGAGCUGGCCAUGGGAGGUGACAGGCAGGCAAAAUAGUCAGCUGCAGCAGGACCCCUUCCCGAACUGAUUCUCAGAAAAAGUUAAAAAAAAAAAAAAGUGGGCUUCAGAAGUUUGUCCCCCAACCAGCUGGGAUCCAGUGUGCCUGAACCCUUGGGGUUUCACGUGGCAACUGCGUUCCCUUCACGGUUUGAUUGCAUUUGUAAUUUCCUGCCAGCUCUAGGCUUCCCCAAUCUCCACCUCCUGCUGUUUGCUUUCGGAGUUGCCCAUGCCACCCAGCCGGCCUGUAACCCUUCCGUCCACCUAAAGUUACAAACAGUUCAGGACCAGGAGAGUAAAACCUUCAGUGUGCUCAGGUGUUGGUUUUUUUUGGGGGGGGAGGGCGUGGGGUAGCAGAGCAGAGUUGUUCCAGCAAGGCGGGCAGAAUGAUGGCCAGUUUCCCGAGAUGGGAGCGUGAUGCUCAUGGGAGAUGUUGGUAAGGCAGGCAGGUCCUCAGGGGAAGGUGUGGCAAGCACAUUUGACAAAACUGUCCUUUCCUCUAUUCCCCCGGCUCGUCUUCCUGAGCAGGAGCAACAGCCGUCUCCCCAGGGGACCCCAAAAUGCAGUGGACGUAGACUCAUGGGAUACUCAGCAGAUGUCUGAGUCUUGCUGUGGGUGGGUGGGAUGGAUUUGUUUAUGCCUAUCAAUGCAACUUUCAGUCUUUUGUUACUAUCUAAAGGAAAGUCCUGUGCCCUGGGGAGGCACGAAGUUUUCCCUGGCUGGCUCCUAACCCUUUGCCAAAGUCUCCCUGUUCUCCCCCCCCCCCCAGCCCCAACCUUCUCUGGAGUGUGGCAGAUCCCGGCUCACAGGUCCCGAACUCCUUGGAGCCUCAGCUGUGUGUGGCUUAGGAGUCACUUACACAGUCUAUGUGAGAUGGAAGUCCCCAAGCACAGGGCCCAUGUCCGGAGUCCCUUGUCCACCCCAUCCCGCAGAACGUUCCCCACGUGGUAGAAGGCCCCGGGGGGAGGUGGCCUCAGCUCUUCCUGUCUGUGAGUUCAAGUGGCUUCCCUCGCCCUUGGCUUCCCUUGCUCAAGUGGGAGCCAGGUCAGAUGCAAGCAAUUCACAUGCCUACUCACCAAGUCCCUUUGGAGCCGGGAGGGGUGGCGCACGCCUUUGAUCCCAGCACUCGGGAGGCCUGAUACAGUAUUGCUCAUAGCUGGUGGGCGGGCUCCGUGGACAGGGCCUGAGAUCUAUCCAUGGGUGGCUGGCAGCGGGUGUCAGGGUUCAAGGCUCUCCAAGUUGGGACAGUGCCAGCUUAUCUCCCUGCCAGCCUGGGCCUGCGUCUCGGCCACCCCCUCCUCCCCCGCACCUGUCUGGUGACUUGGAACUAAGUGGCCGAGCCUCCACGCUUUUUUAGGUGGACAGAAGUGGUGGUCCCCUCCUCUCCAGCCCCUGCUCACCCUUUGAGGUGCUAACUAGCAGGGCCAUGGCAUGGGCUGGGGGCUGGGUUCCUGUUCUUUGCCCCCUCAGCCCGUCCAUCUGGUGGCCUCCCCUCAUGUUCCUGCCCUCUUACUUCCCUCUCCUCCAUGGGCGUGGGCAGGGCUCCUGGCCUCCCUGCCCCGAGUGGGCACUCUUGAGGGGGUCUUCGCCCCCCCCCCCCCCGUGCCUGGGCAGCGCAGAGAGCCGGGAGCGCCCGCUUGUUGGUUUCAAAUGCACUUUCUGCUUGCAGUGCCCCAUCUGCAUCUCCUUCACCCCUGUCCUGCUUUACCGACAAACCAUGUUUUUAGCAUGUUUUUAAAUAAAAAUUGAUAAUGCGUCAGAAGCACAA
This is a messenger RNA of Jaculus jaculus (lesser Egyptian jerboa), 4043 nucleotides long. RefSeq names its product tetraspanin 9 (gene Tspan9). The coding region runs from base 1 to 996 and encodes 331 amino acids. Gene Ontology annotation, cellular component: membrane. The transcript has 7 exons. The record is from RefSeq and is a predicted model, not a curated record. Lineage: Eukaryota; Metazoa; Chordata; Mammalia; Rodentia; Dipodidae.